AUGGUCUCAAUCUGCGCUCUCCUUUCUACUAUCACCCUUGCUUCUACUGUCAUUGCCUCCGGUAACAACCCCGUUAUCAACGGUGUCUCGUCUUUUGCUGUCGCCAACCUCGCCAGCCACCGCUCUUCCGGUGUCCCUGAGGCUCGUGCCUCUGCCGUCGCUGGACACAUGUUUGACUCUGUUGUUAAUGACCGCAGCGUUCGUUCGGCAAUCUCCAAGGGUUUGCAGACCUUGUAUGCUUCCAGAGGUCGCACCCCCGACCCCACCGAAAUCCGGGCCCUGGUAAGCUUUGGCGCUUCUGCCUUCAACGACUACGUCCAGGAGCCUCAGUAUACCUCUUUGAUCAAGUACUUUGAGCAGAACUAUGAGCUCUUCGACUGGAUUUCUCUGUACCAAGAUGGUGUCUCCAUGGUUGGCCCUUACGCCCAAGAGGGUGCCGAUCGCUUGCGCCAGUUCAACCAAGAUUCCAAUGGUCACGAAGCUCUUGUUACCAUUCACUCUAUGGCCAUGCGUGUCAUGAACGACAUCGCUACUAUUCGCAACUAA
This is a messenger RNA of Wickerhamiella sorbophila, 546 nucleotides long. RefSeq lists its product as hypothetical. The coding region runs from base 1 to 546 and encodes 181 amino acids. The record is from RefSeq and is a predicted model, not a curated record. The transcript has a single exon. NCBI's taxonomy places the organism in Eukaryota, Fungi, Ascomycota, Dipodascomycetes, Dipodascales, Trichomonascaceae.